UUCCCCUCCUCUCUCUUCCCUCUCCUCCCUUUCCCUUUCCUCCCCCUUCCUUCUCUCACCCCUCCCCCCUCUCCUCCUUCUCCUCCCUCCUCCCCCCUCUCCUCCUUCUCCCCCUUCCCACCUCCCCAGGCUCUGCUGCAGGCGGUCAACAAUGCCAGUGGCAGGGAGGACAUCAUUGAGCCUGCGGUGUGUGCACUGAGACACAUCACCAGCCGUCACCCGAGUGCCGACAUGGCCCAGAACACUGUGCGACAGGUUGGGGGAAUCCCCGUCAUUUCGGCCUUCCUUCACCAGCAGUGCCGCUGGCCUCUCCUCAAGGGCCUGGUAGGUCUGAUCCGCAACCUGGCCCUCUGUCCAGAGAACCACUUCCACCUGAGACAGCAGGCCGUCAUCCCCAAGCUCUGGAACAUUCUGACACGGGCCUACACCAACUCCAGCAAACGCGGGGUCCCCGGAGGUCCACAGGGACUCAUUGUGAGUUGAUACACAUACAAACACAGGUUGAACUCGGGAAUUUAUCUGUCGGGGGAUCGAUGGAAGGAGACUUUGUAUAUGGAAAAUAGUUUGGGGAAGAGGAGGCUAAACAUAGCCUCGUUGCAGGCUCACAGAUGAAGUAGAGAUGAAUUUUCAAAGACCAUAUGUAUUGUGUGCAGAAGUGUUGGUUAGUUUGGGAACGAGGUUAGGCAAGGGUACUUUAUAGCCUUUAUUAAUGUAUGGUUAAUGCGUAUGUAGGUAUGCCUGUGCAAUUUAGAUUCUGACCCUGCAAUUAUCACUAGACCCCUCGCGUUUGUGUUUCAAGGAAGGAAACCUGGAGAACUGUUUAAAAGCACACUUGCAAUGUCACAGAGCAAGCACAGCUCAGUCGAUGGGAUGAAGUUUCAUUUGUGUACUGGAGUCUAAUUCUACACAAACACACAUUGGGAUUUGCAGCCACGUUUUUUCAUCACUUCUUACAUAUUAUAUAUAAUAUGCGUACAAUGGUGUUAUAAAGUGUGUGCGGUGUUGAUAUGACGGUGUAGGAUGGUGUGUACAUGGAC
Messenger RNA from Geodia barretti, 1037 nucleotides. Lineage: Eukaryota; Metazoa; Porifera; Demospongiae; Tetractinellida; Geodiidae. The record is from the annotation of a GenBank genome assembly.